Gryllus bimaculatus (two-spotted cricket) is the source of this 2035-nucleotide messenger RNA. Lineage: Eukaryota; Metazoa; Arthropoda; Insecta; Orthoptera; Gryllidae. The record is from the annotation of a GenBank genome assembly.
AUGCAUUCAAUGGUUUUGAAUCAAGGCAGAGCUGAUGUGGAUGAUUUUGGACAGGGUUUAAUUCGAAAUAUUAUAUACAGGAUGUAUCAGAGAGGUGAACGGACUUCAAUAAUGUCAGUUUUACCAGUAGUGAAGGGUAAUAAAGACAUAGGAUUUUCAGGAAGUGAUAUUUAUUUGCGAAUGAUACUUCUUUCCAUGGGAUUUAAAGAAAAGUGGAAUAAAGAACAAAAAUGUGAUGUACUCAAAGAAAAUAUGGAAAUUACUCUUCAAAGAAGUAAUUUUUUAUGUGCAUUCACUUCAUUAAAAAAGCAAGGUAGUUCAUUUGUAUAUUUGGGCGAGACUUCAUUUUAUUCACAAGGGCAUGCUCCCAAUGAGUAUUCUGAGGAUUCUGAUGAAGAAAUACAAGAAAAUGUUGUUUUACAUGCCGGAGGUGAAAAAGGAUUUAUUGAAGGGGCUGAAUGUGUAUUAGAGAGCUCUAAAGCUACUAUCACAGCCGAAAUGUUUAAUAAGUGGAUCAAGGAGAAACUGCUACCAAAACUAAAAGAACCAUCGAUCAUUAUAAUGGAUAAUUCAUCUAUUCAUAAUUUCCCGAUGCCGAAGAAGCCUUCAAACACAUGGAGCAAAGAUGCCCUGCGAGAUUUCCUAUCUGCUCAUAAUGUAUCAUUUCAUCCAGAAUCUACUUAUCAGGUUCUUCUUCAUCUGUCUCUAACUAUCGUGGUCAAGGAAAGGUAUGAAGUGGAUGACAUUAUCCAAACAGCUGGACACCAGGUUCUACGUCUGCCCCCCUUCCACUGUCACUAUAACCCUAUUGGGUUGGUGUGGAGAGAUUGUAAAAGAUACUAUGAAAGCAUUAGAGAAACACGAUGUGCAGAUAACAGUAAUAUGGAAAAAUGGAAAGAAGCAUUACAACAAGUGACUGCUGAAAAAUGGAAGAACUUUGUGAUGUAUACAGAAAAGAUUAUUGAAGAAGAUUGGCAUCAAGAAUUACAGUUUGAUGCUGAGCAACAGAUUGUUAAAAUCGAAAUUCCUCAACCUGAUGAUGAGAUCUGUCCGGAUCCUUCUAAACAAACUUCUAGCAGUUUAAACAAAAGAUGAAGAGUUCUGGUUAAUUUCAAGAUGUACAUUCAUUUUGGAGAAAUGACUACCAAAGUUUUUGUGACCAACUGCUAAGGAAUCUUUGAAGAUGUGUCAAGUGAGUGUGUUCGGCUAAAUGUUUUGUGAAAAGAAAGAACAUGGUUUGAAUUAUUAGAAAAAAUAAAAAAGGAAGAAAAAAAAUGUUGAAGAUACCAGAUUUUUUAAGAAAUAAUUUGACUACUAAUAUAAGAUGUCGAAAUUAGAUUAUUCUAUGCUUAUUGAAAACCUUUCUAUCAUUUUAAUUAUGUAUUAAAUUAUAAGUACUCAUUCUUUUGUUGCUAAUAAAGAUAAAAAUGUAGCUGUAGUUGCUUGAUGUUAGACUUUAUAAUGGUUUAUUGGUAAUUGGGGUUGAAUAAGUUUUACAUAUAGAUACAUUUUUUAAAAUUUACAAUGAAUACAUUUGAAAUAGUUUGUCUCCACUUGUGACAAAUUUAAGGAAAACUAGUUUGAUAGCGUAACAUUCUGAUUCUUCAAUGGUUCUUUCACAUUCUUUAUCCACUCCCUUUCUUUGGUGGAUGCAAUCUUAUAUCAAUGUUAAUUUUUUUCAUUUGUCUGUUGCAAAACAUUCAUACUCGCCUGGGGUCAAACCGAAGUCGUGGGUCCUCGCCAAUCAGCACAUUGUGUAACAAAAUCUCAGUUAUGAUUUUCAAUUUCACUUUAUACAGCACCAUUUACCAUAUUUACCCAAAUAUAAGACAACCCUCUUAUUUUGAAGAGACCUGAGAAUUUUAAAAAAUGUUAACCAAUUCUUACCAUUUAGUCAAAAUAAAAUUACAAAGUGUCUCGACUAGAAAAUUGCCUGGUUGAUGAGAAAGUUAAGAGUUAUUACUGAACUAUUAUUUUCUUGUACCUUAAUAUCAUAAUCAUGGUUUUUGUCACUACCCUUAUCAUCUUUACAAGU